Messenger RNA from Naegleria fowleri, 1797 nucleotides. RefSeq lists its product as uncharacterized. The transcript is spliced from 5 exons. Bases 1 to 1797 code for a protein of 598 amino acids. Lineage: Eukaryota; Heterolobosea; Eutetramitea; Acrasida; Naegleriidae. Gene Ontology annotation, molecular function: MAP kinase kinase activity; ATP binding. Gene Ontology annotation, biological process: MAPK cascade; protein phosphorylation. The record is from RefSeq and is a predicted model, not a curated record.
AUGUCUUUGGACACAUCAGCUACACACGUGUUGCCUGUGGUACCUUCUUCUUUUCAGCAGAAUGAGAGUCAAACUGGUGCCGAGCAACAACCGAGUAAUAACACUUCAUCAGCGGCAUCAAGUACAGCUGAGAGUAAUUCUGUACAACAACCCAAUUUAAUCAGAUCAUCAAAUAACAAUCAACAACAAAACAUCAAAGCCAAGCGGAAUACAAACAAGUUAGGACUCUCCAUAAAAGCACCAAUGAGUAAUGAUGUAGUUGCUGAUUCUGAUUCAUCAUCAUCAUCAAAUUUAAUUGACGAAAUUCCGUCAUUCUUGUUGGAUCAGUACAACAAGAGUGGAGGAGAGGAAAAGAUGAGCUUGCCAACCACUACUUCUGAUCCGAGCACUAUUUUCGCACCUACAACUAUUUCUUCUUUAUCUUCUGCUGGUAGCGGCCCUCUCAAGAUUAAACUUUUGUCAACACCCUCUGUUCCAAUUACAAAGAGUCCCAGUUCUGCAUCAACCAUUUCUCCUGCUUCAUCCUCUUCUCCUUCUGAACAGCUUCCUCUUUCAGCAGGAGCUGUACCAUCCAGUACAACUCCUCAAUUUACUCCACUAAAUAGACCCAAAACAGAGUCUAGCAAAAAACAAGGCAAAAAGAAUUUACAUUUAACUCUCAAUUUACCAAGUAAAAACAAGGUGCCUGGAGUAGGAUUAGAUCAUGAAUUUUCAGUUUCUCAGAGUGGUACUUGGAAAGCAGGAGCAAUUGAAAUUGGAAAGUAUGGACUAAAAGGCUCAAAUGAGGAAUCUCCAACUGUACCUUCGACUACCACCAGUAUAACAUCCACAACAUCAGACGAGCCUAAUCGAUUGAAUACCCCUAGCGGAUCUACUCCCUCACUGGGCGCUGGUGCAUCUGCAAAAGUUAUUAGAGCCCGCUUAAAGAGCGACGAGUCCAAAAUAUUUGCAAUGAAAAUUAUCGACCUCUAUGAAGAAGGUGUAAAACCUAAGCAGAUUAUUUCCGAAGUCAAGGCUCUUUAUGAGAGCGUUUGCUGUGAAAAUGUUGUGAAAUUUUAUGAAGCUUUUCACAGAGAAGGUACAAUACGGCUCUUGAUUGAAUAUAUGGACUGUGGCUCUUUGGAGGAUGUUUAUACCACAACCGGCACUAUUCCAGAACCUGUGUUGGCAGAAAUGACUUUUCAGAUUUUGAAAGCUCUGGAUUAUCUGGAAGGAAAGGGAAUUAUUCAUAGAGAUAUCAAACCAGCAAAUAUUUUACUCAACAAAAAAGGCAUCGUGAAACUGACUGAUUUCGGAAUGUCUCAACAAUCUGAGUCCAAAAAAUUCAAAACGUUCCAAGGAACAUACUAUUACAUGUCACCAGAACGUCUUAGAGGAGAUUCUCACAGUUUUGAUAGCGAUAUUUGGAGUUUGGGUGUUUCAAUUGCUGAAUGUGCUUGUGGUUCUCUGCCAUUCGAAAAAGGCUCAGAGUCCAGUUUAUGGAAUUUGUUGCAAUAUGUCACAGAUUCUAAUGUAGUAAUCAUCAAAUCUGGAAACUUUUCUGACGAGUUCAUUGAUUUUGUGCAGAAAUGUAUGGCAAAACAACCCAUUGACAGACCAUCUGCAAAACAAUUAUUUAACCAUCCAUGGAUUAAAAAAUACAUUUCAGAUCCAAAUGGUUUUGUUCCAAAAAGAACAAAACAAUGGAUCAAAGAAGUGUAUCUCCCAAAAAAGAAAGUGAAAAAAGAAGAGGCUAAGAAGGAGAAAAAGGACUAUGACGUUCUCAAAGACAUGUUGAAUAAGUAUCAGGAGCAAUAA